UCUAUGACUCUGCGAUGAACAUCAAGUUACGGAGGAAUGUAAUUAAUUUUUUUCGCAAUUUUUCUCAACUUGUUAUGCCCUUCUCUCCGUAAACUGAUAUUCCCCUCAUCUAGCCACCGUGCGCACUUUGCUAACUUUGCGGGCUAAAAAUGUGCCCAUCCCUGAAAUAGGGGAUUCCCCUUUUAACAUGUAUGCACACAUUCAAGCCGUGCGUGUCAAGUAAAGGGUAAUUUGUCAAGUAAGUUGCAUGCGAGUGGUUGCGUUCAAAGUUCGUAAUAAUAUGGCACCGAAAAAGAAGCUAACUACUUUUUAUUAAAGAGAAAAUGCAAAUUAUUAAUGUUUUCGAAAAAGAAAAGUUAUCAGUACGUGGAAUUGCAAAAAGUCCUUUCGAAAUCUAUCAGCAAUAUGGAGCGGAUCCCGGGGUCUACGUGUCCUCAUCCGCAGCGGCAGCAUUUGCAGAAGUAGGUGUAAGGAAUCCUGUGGUUAACAAGAAUUACGAUAUUAGUCAUGUGGCCAGAACCAUUGUCCCCAAAUUGGAUGAUGUUAUUUUUAGUUCAAAAGUUUCCGAUAAAUUCCGAUGCAUUUUGCCGCCCUUAGAUUGUGCAAGUGAUUCAAAAAACUUUUUAUAUAGAACAUUUGACGGCUCGUGUAAUAACUUUGAAUAUUCGGGCUACGGAAUGGCAACUUCUAGAUAUAAGCGGAUGUUGGCGCCAAAAUACGGUGACGGUGUUUAUUCUCCAACAGCUUCAGUUACAGGCGCACCGUUACCUAACGCACGGCUAUUAUCAUUGGGUUUAUAUGGCGAAACUUCCUUACCAGAUGACUUUCGAACGAUGGCAUUUCUUCAAUGGGGUCAGUUGGUGGCGCACGAUAUGACAAGCUUUCUUAAAGCGAACAUUACUGGAGACUGUUGCUUACAACCGGAAAACAAUUCUUGCUACCCAAUUUUUCUUUAUCCCCAUGGUCCAAUUACUCAGAGUACGUCUAAAAAAUGUUGGCAUUUUGAAAGAAGUGCUUCAGAUGCGGACACUAUGUGCCAUGAAACUGGUUCGCCUUAUUCAGAAAAAAUAACAACGACUUCAGCUUAUUUGGAUCUGUCAUUUCUUUACGGCAACUCUAAGAGUGAAAACAAAAAAUUUCGUGUUUUUAAAAGUGGUUUAAUGAAAACUAGUUUAGUGAACAAUCGCAAUUGGCUGCCAUUAUCAAUGAAUCCCGAAACUGACUGCGGGAAAGACAUUUACCAAUGCUUUAUUCUGCCCGAUAUGCGAAACCAAUUUAUACCUACAAUCGCAGUGUUACAUACGAUCAUUUUGCGCGAGCACAAUCGAAUUGCAAAAAUUUUGGAACGUUUUAACCCUCAAUACUCAGAUGAACGACUCUUCAACGAAGCAAGGAAGAUAAAUAUUGCACAGUACCAGAAAAUUACAUUUUACGAUUGGUUGCCGCUACUUAUCGGAACAUCGUAUGCUUACAAUAUGCACUUAAUACACCACACGACGAAUUAUGAAUAUGUGGACGAUUAUGCACCAACGGUUAAUGCUGCGCCUUAUGCAGAAUUUGCCGCGGCUGCUUUCCGAUAUUCACAUAAUCAAAUACCUGGAUGGUUUUCAUUAGUCUCAUCAAGACGAAAUUUCAAUCGAACUUUGCGAUUAAGUAAUCAUUUUGAUCGUCCCGAGAAUUUGAAUUUGAUAUGGGAUAGUGAUAACUUUGAUUCACUUAUCAGAGGUUUAUCUACACAACUCCAAAAGCGUCCGGACAGUAAUAUAGAUAAAGAGAUAAAACAUUACUUUGACCGCAAAAGCUUUGAAGAAUACGGCACUGACUUGAAAGCAAUUGAUAUACAGCGUGGACGAGACUAUGGAUUACCCUCUUAUAAUGAUAUGCGUGUAUACUGUGGUCUUUCUCGUGCAUACGACUGGGCCGGAUUUUCAAAUGAAAUAUCACCAGAUAAAAUUAUGUUUAUUGAAAAGAUGUACGCCUCUCCAGAUGAUGUAGAUUUAGCUAUUGGUGGUUCCUUGGAAUCACACGCACCUGAAUCCAUUCUUGGACCCACAUUUCAGUGCAUAAUCGGACGUCAAUUUGUCAAUGCUCGAACGGGUGAUCGUUUCUUUUUUGAACGUUACCAACCUCUUAGUGGAUUUUCGAAAGAUCAAUUGGCUGAAAUCCGUAAAGCUAGCUUAGCACAAUUAUUCUGCAACAAUGCCGACUUUUUGCAAGAUAUUCAAACUAAUGCUUUUAUUUUUCCUAAUAUUAGAAAUAAUUUGAGAAAUUGUAAAAGUCUCCCUCAAGUGGAUUUAUCAAAGUGGAAAUCACCUGCACAACAAAAAUCUAACUCAAAUUAAAAAAAUAUGUUUUAUAUAUGUAUGUACAUAGUAUGAAUAUUUUCCUAUCGCAAAUAAUAUUAAAAAUUAUAUGUAUAUAACUACAUUCGAUUUUGCGUUAGCAGAAAAAUGUAUAAUGACGUUGAGUAUAACACGAAUGCUAACAAUUUCAGAAAUGUGUAACAUACGGGUAUUAUAUUACUCUAAUCUUAUACCUUUUAUAUUAUUUUAAUAAAAAAUUGAAUUUAUAACUCAUUUAUAAAAAAAAUUUGUGACGAAUGUUAAAUUUUGUAAGUAAUGGAAAUUUUUCGGAAAGUUAUUCAAUUCAGAGUAUUAAUAUCACGGCUUUAAUCUAAACUUAUAUAAAUUUUUAUAAAAUUCCGUAUAGCAAAGUAAACCAAGAAUGACAAACGACAAAAUUCCGCCAAAUUUUUACCGUUCAUUUUUCGUUUUAUAUGUACAUAUGUGAACAGGUUUUACAAAACCAAAUUUAUGUGGAAGCUAUACAGAUUUGGUUUUAUUUCUAUGUUGCCACCUCUUAUUCUAUAGCUUAUCACGUCACGAUGGCGCAUAUUGUUUUUACCAUUUUUGAAAGUAAACCCUUAUUGUAGUAGGAAAAAGGAGACGUCAGCUUUACAUACUAUAUAAUUCUACUCCUCAGUACAAAAAUUAUAAGAAUGAAACCAAAUUUUGAAAUUUGGCAAAUUUUAAAAAAAAGUAAAUGAAUCUAACUACUCUUCUAGUGAAGACAAUCAUACUUUGUUUUAGAGUU
Bactrocera dorsalis (oriental fruit fly) is the source of this 3093-nucleotide messenger RNA. Its product is annotated as peroxidase. The transcript is spliced from 9 exons. Gene Ontology annotation, biological process: response to oxidative stress. NCBI's taxonomy places the organism in Eukaryota, Metazoa, Arthropoda, Insecta, Diptera, Tephritidae. Gene Ontology annotation, molecular function: heme binding; peroxidase activity. Bases 324 to 2342 code for a protein of 672 amino acids. The record is from RefSeq and is a predicted model, not a curated record.